GUUGAGUUGAUGGGAGCUGACUGAGCUCAGGCAUACUUCGUCAGACAGGUCGGAAGCUGCUGAGCAGACAUGAUGCAGAUGAAUGAGACAGACUUUCACCUCCCGCUGUCCGAGUACAGCUUCGAGCGGCGGUUUGACGACAGAGGGGCGAUAGAGUGGAUGCAGGCUAACUGGAGUAAGUCCUUUGUGUUCAGCGCUUUGUACGCCGCCCUGGUGUUUGGAGGUCAGCACUACAUGAAGCCUCGGCCCAGGAUGAACCUGCGGCGGCCGCUCGUCCUCUGGUCGCUCAGCCUCGCUGUCUUCAGCAUCGUCGGUGCGGUCCGAACCGGAUCCUACAUGAUCCACAUCCUGAGCAGCAGCGGCUUCCGACGGUCCGUCUGCGACCAGAGCUUCUACAGCGGCCCCAUCAGCAGGUUCUGGGCCUACGCCUUCGUCCUGAGCAAAGCUCCGGAACUCGGCGACACAGCGUUCAUCGUGCUCAGGAAGCAGAAGCUGCUCUUCCUGCACUGGUACCACCACAUCACUGUGCUGCUCUACUCCUGGUACUCCUACAAAGACAUGGUGGCCGGUGGGGGCUGGUUCAUGACCAUGAACUACACCGUACACGCCCUCAUGUACAGCUAUUACGCGGCACGUGCCGCCGGCCUGCGUGUGCCGCGGCCCUUCGCCGUGCUCAUCACCAGCGCUCAGAUCGCUCAGAUGGCCAUGGGGCUGGCGGUGAGCGGGCUGGUGUACCGCUGGAUGCAGCAGGGAGACUGCCCCUCCCGCAUCGACAACAUCACCUGGGCCACGCUCAUGUACCUCAGCUACCUGCUGCUCUUCUCCAACUUCUUCUACCAGACCUACCUGCGCCGCCACGGUGCCGAGGGCAAGACCGACAAGGCCGAGUAGAGGCCCGGAGCAUCAGGAGACGCUGUGUGUGUCUCGAUGAGGAUGUUUAAAGACUGACUGAAAAAAAAAAAAAAAGAACUCUAUGAGACGUUUUUCAGGACAGAGGAACCUGUGAAGGACACUCAGCGUCUCGUACAGGACGUGACGAGCAGGUUCACACUCUUCAGCUCCCGUAGUUUCCUGUAAAGAAGCAGAAAUAAAACCCAAGAUUUUCAGAGUCAGCAUCAGGUUCAGGUGAUAAACUGGUUUAUCACCUGAACCUGAUGUUCAGUUCACUGUGCAACAGAAAACUGCAGCUCAACUGAGAAUCAGUGUGUCUGAGUGAAAAUGACUGAACCAGGUGUGUUCAGGUUAAUCCAUCCACGAUGACGGCACCGUGUUUAACACAGAUCAGAGCGGUUCAUCACACUUCAUCACCAUUUACAGAAAAAUCUCUUCAACAAAAACAAACGUCAGAGGAAGGAGACGUUUGACAACAGGUGGACGCUCAGGUGUAGAGUCAGCAUUCAGGUUUCUUUUCCAGAAACACACACACACCCACGUUCCAGCACGUUCCAGCAGGCUGAUGAAACCAGCCACUCCCAGCCUCCUCAUACUGGUUUGGCUGGUUUCACCUCCCCACCACACCUCCAUUCACGUUGGCUUUAAUGUCACCGGUGUCUGUUCAGGUCCUGUGAGUCUGUGAAUCCUCGCUGCCUGUGUGCUGAGAUUCUUCAGGCUGAAAUCAGCGUCAGGCAGAGUUAAACUUCUGAUGAUCAACUGUUUGAGAAUCAAUGCUCAGAUUCAGUUUUUUGUUAAUCAGCUGAGAAACAACCGCUUCAGUUAUUGGUGCUGAUUAGACGUAUGAUGGCUGCUGAUUGGCUGCUGGAAAAGUCUCCACAUGUUUCUCUUCCACAGUUGAUUUUACUUUUUGUAUUUUCUGCUGGUUUAAAUCAUGUAAAUCACAUGUUUAAAAUGUUUUUCUCUGUCCAUGAAAUGUUUCAGUGUGUGAUGUGAAACUCUGGAGGAAGCGUGGACUGUGAGGGGAUUUUCUGUAUGAACACACUGAAGCUUCUUUUGUAACAGCUGCUGAAUGAAAACACCACGAUCUUCAAUUAGUUUUUAUUUAAUUAGUUCAGGUUUUAAAUGUUUUAUUUAUUGUUUGAAAAAAAUGGAAUAAAGUGUUUUGCAAUUUUG
Messenger RNA from Toxotes jaculatrix (banded archerfish), 2067 nucleotides. It is a transcript of the gene elovl6l, whose product is annotated as ELOVL family member 6, elongation of long chain fatty acids like. Gene Ontology annotation, molecular function: fatty acid elongase activity. Gene Ontology annotation, biological process: very long-chain fatty acid biosynthetic process; sphingolipid biosynthetic process; fatty acid elongation, polyunsaturated fatty acid. Gene Ontology annotation, cellular component: endoplasmic reticulum membrane; endoplasmic reticulum. Lineage: Eukaryota; Metazoa; Chordata; Actinopteri; Toxotidae. The transcript has 5 exons. The coding region runs from base 70 to 891 and encodes 273 amino acids. The record is from RefSeq and is a predicted model, not a curated record.